This is a messenger RNA of Onychostoma macrolepis, 5151 nucleotides long. RefSeq names its product transmembrane protein 102 (gene tmem102). Bases 385 to 1953 code for a protein of 522 amino acids. The record is from RefSeq and is a predicted model, not a curated record. The transcript has 3 exons. NCBI's taxonomy places the organism in Eukaryota, Metazoa, Chordata, Actinopteri, Cypriniformes, Cyprinidae.
CUAGGCGGCUCAUUUGGGCUGCUUGAUCUUCACGCAUCUCAUGCUCGUUUAUAACAAGAAAACAAUCUAUUCCCUCUCAUACAGCACAUGUCAUGAGGAAUUCUUGCUUAGAUGACAUAUUUCAGAGGUGUCGCUAUGUUUAUAAUAAUGACCUGCCAAGUGGAUCAGUUGUUUCGCUAGAGAGACAUUAGCUGGCUAAUUAGCUGAUUAAUCUGCCCACUGACCCACAUUCCGCUUCAGCUGCUAUGAAUAACUAACCCGCGUUUAACUAUUUAGGUGGUAUUAAAAAUGAAUCUGAGUUUGAGUUGGGUAAUUAGUGGUAACGUUACUGUUUUGUUUCUGCAUCAGCAGUUUGGUGUGUUUAUCAUUUAAUGGUAAUGCUCAAUGGAGACGCUCAUGAGUGCCGUGGCCCCGCGUGCACCGGCUGCGACGGUGAAGCGGGUGUCCGAGGUGGACUUCCGCUCGGGCACGACUCUGGAGCAGCUGUCGGCUCAGGUGCAGGAGCUGGUGCAGCUGGAACAGGGGGAGUUUGGAGACCAGACCGCACUCGAGGUGCACACGGCCAAAGACUUCAUCUUUAAUAUGCUGGGCCUGGUGCAGAAGGUAGACAAGCGAUUGCCGGUUGCCAAUGAAUACCUGCUGCUAUCAGGUGGAGCCAGGGAAGGUGUUCUUGACCUUAACCCAGAGGACCUAGGUGACUACGCCAAAGGUGUUGACUUUGAUUUGGACUUCACUCUACUGGUGCCUGCUCUUAAACUGCAUGACCGAAAUCAGCCUGUGACUCUGGACAUGCGGCAUUCCCCACCAUGCCAUUCUUGGCUGAGCCUGCGCCUCUGUGAUCCUACAAUGCUGACUCGUUGGAGUAUCUGCUGUCAAGAUGAGAAAAAUGGAGAGAAUAAAGAUGUGGAAGAUGAGGAGGAAGAAACUGAAGCAGUACGAGGCUCAAUCCCAUCCCUGCAGCCUCCUCAAUCAUUAGAUGGAUGUUACUUCUCUCCGUUGCUGGUUGCCGAUUGGUUCUGGAGUGUAGUUGGGACGGCGGUAGAAGAGUUGCGGAGAAAUCCUCAAAGAGGGAUUCCUGUUCCUGAUCGUGUGGAGCGGAAUGGUCCACUAACAACGCUGAUUCUCACUGCAGGAACUAGCCGUAUCCUUUACGACUUGCUUCCAGUGGUGUCGUUUCGUGGCUGGCCAGCUGUCGCACAGGGCUGGCUCACGACCAACCAUUUCUGGGAUGGCAAAAUAACGGAGGAGGAGGCCAUCAGCGGGUUCUACUUGCUUCCUUGCUGUUCUCUAGCUGCCAGCCCCUCAACCAGACCUGACCGUGAAUGGAGACUUGCUUUCUCCCGCAGUGAGGUUCAGCUAAAGAAAUGUGUGCCCUACCCAAUGGCACAAGCCUUCCAAGCAGCUAAAGCUGUACUGUCAAGACUAUUAGCUCGCCCUCGCACCAGCCUUAGCCUCUACCACCUACGUACCUUGAUGUUUUGGGCUUGUGAUCGCUUGCCUACAACCUACCUUAGCUGUCCAGAUCAUGAGACUCCUGCACGGCUGUUCCUUGGUCUACUUGAUGACUUGGCUCACUGCAUUCUGGGCAAAAACUGUCCCAAUUACUUCCUCCCCCAGUGCAACAUGCUCGAGCACCUUACGGACAGUGCCGCCCUUUUAGUGGCACGAAAACUUGCACAUUUACGUUCCGAUCCUGCAGAGCACUUAAGAGCCGCUUUAGAGCAGGCACAACAGGCAUGCCAGCUCAAACGUGAGGCCGCAGUAGCUGCGAGCAAUGGCCAUGGGUUAUCAUCACCUACCCAUGGAUAUGGUGCGGGAUCACCACAGGAUGACCGGCUAGCACAACGACUACAACAGCUGGUGACAGAAAACCCUGGCAAGUCUAUUUCAGUUUUCCUCAACCCAGAUGACGUUACACGCCCGCAUUUCCGCAUUGACGACAAGUUCUACUGAGUGGACUGAGCUGGUUUACACACUGCCCAGGGUACAGAAACCCUAUACGACAGAACUUCUAGAAGACAUAGUCAUGUCACUGUGCUACUGUAUUACCAAAUAGUAAAAGAGUCUUCACAGAGGGGUUUCUUCCCUCUGUUUGGCUCAACUAGGCUGACUACAAUCAAAGUUGCUUGACACUCCAAUGAGGUAUUGUGUGAGUUUCACAGGUGUCACAAUGUCAGGGAGAUCAAAAUUAACAUAAGAAGGAUAGAUUUUAGUAAUGCGACUCGUAUAAAAUCGAAAUUCAGUCGCAUCCUAAGGAAAUCCCCAUUGACAGACUGCACAUCAAGUAGACUUGAUUCAAUGAUAUUCUUUAGAGUUCGAAAAGUUUUUUUUUUUUUUUUUUUUUUUUGCUUGCUACUCAAUACUACUGAGAAAAGAAACUAGUAUCUUCUGCUGUGUUCCACAGUAAAUCCCGAGGGCAGUAGAACUGGAAAACCAACUAGGCCAAGGUACAUUAUGAUGAAAUCGAAUGUAAUUUUUUUUUUUUUUUUUUUUUUUGGUAUGUGUGGAGAAGUUUGCGACUAUUGAUCACAUAAUCUUCUCUUUCUUUAGCCUGUCAGUUACCCUGCUUGCUCCCUUUCUCAGGUACUUUUUUUUUUUUUUUUUUCUUUCAACUGGUGAGUCUUGAGCUGUUCUACAGUCAAAAACAACAAAAGCAGAAAGCGAGAAAAAGAUGAGGCAUAACUCGCAAAUCUAGGCCUUGUCCUUUAUGUAUAAGAAGCUGUUGUACAGCCUGUAGAAAUAAUGUUUUUGAAACACAUGCUGUUCGACGCUAUUUUUUUGUUUACUUUUUUAGAUUCUUAAGUGAGAUGUGGGUGAUGGUCUAUCAAGUUUCAGACUGUUUUCAAUUAGUUGAUUAGGCAUAGGUUAAACUGACAACACUGAUUGAUGCAGAUUUUGUCUUGUUGCUUCCUGAUUGGAUUCUAAUCUGCACAUGAAUAAACAGUAUGUGUUAGUGUUAUUCUAAGGGCUUUUCUUUGUCAAUCAUUGUUGCAUAUGUGAUAAAACAAAAUAUGGAAGAUGCUUUGGAAAGUGGGAUUUUGUGGUGAUAAAGGGUUGCCAGCACUAUGUACUGGAAUAAUAGAGAGACAGAUCUAGAGCGGGCAACAGAGGUUUAGAGAAAGGAUAGAAGGAACGUGUAAAGAGACAGAGGAAUGCAUCCCAGUGUUUUUUGUGAUUGUGAAAGGGUCCUACAGUAUCUCGCUCUUGCAGAUUUGCAUUGGUAGCUGUGGGAGGCAGAGAUGGAUGAAGAAAGUCAAACGCGACGUCCACUGGAUAGAUUAGACCGAACCAAUGGGACUCCUGGGACUGUAGACAUCUGCUCUCAGUGCUCAUCUGCACUCAUUUUUGCUUUGUCUCCUUCCUAAAUCCUUCCCUCUUCAUCGGCCUCCAUCUCUGGCUGUUCUUGAUCCAUCUCUACCUCUUUGACUGUGCUCAAGGAUUAAAGAACAAUGUUACAUGUGUAUUCAGCAUAAAUCGCAUUAGCGCCCUGUGGGAGUUGGCAGACCAUUCGUGUGUGCUGCUGACAUGGCUGCUGCGCAAAUACAGAGCAAUCAGUAACAGUGUUGCCUUUGAAUGACAGCAAAAUGGCGAGGAGUAGGCUUUUUCUAGUGGAUUUCUUAUUCCAGUAUGUGAGACGGGAGACGUGCUACUGAAGAGAGUUUGUGUAGGGUUGCACAUGGUACAGGUAGGCUAUUAUACAUAAUGUCUGCUGUAUGCCAAGGAAAAGACACCAAAGAGAGUUUAAAGGACUGAUUGCUUAGAUUAAAUGUCAUGAAGGAAAACGGAUGUAUCUCUGUUGUAUAUUGUCAGGGUUUGACACUGUAUACCUUAAAAAGCCUCUUUAGUGGGUUUAAAUAUUGUAAAAUGCUUGAAUCGAUAUUUGUAAUGCUAUUUUAAAUGUUUUUCUGCAUAUUGACCGUUAUUUAGCACAAUGCCUGAUAUCAAAUGAAUAGUGGUACUAUGCAAGACCGAAUCAUCUCUAUGAAUGAGAUAUUAAGGCCUACCAUGUCUGUGAUCAUUACCCAGAGCGUUUUAUACAGUUAAUUCAUUGGGGGAAAAAAUUAAUGUUCCUGCCUCAGGGCAUGAUAAAAUGUUCCGGACGCAUUUCAGGUGAAAUAUCUGAAGGAAGCCAAAGCACAUAACUUUCCUUCCCAACUUUUUAAUGAUGUGGUCCCAGUGUUUCAUUAUCUGACAGCAAAAUCCCUUGUGUCAUGCUGUUGUGUACAAAAGGUUUUUUUGCCCUCAAGCGGAAAAGAAAAUAUGAAUGUAAACAACUUAUUUUACCUCUUGAAUUAAUCUUGUCAUCAACUUAAAUUCCCUGAAUUGAAAUGGAACAAUGCAUAUUUAAAUGGUACCAAAUAUUUAUAUAUUUCAUAUCAUUUCUCUUAUGUGCCUCAGAAGGCUUUUUUUUUUUUGUGCUGGGGUGGGUGGAAAUUGCCCUCUGUGUAAUCAUGUGUGAUGAUGCUGGUCGUAGCAUGAAAUAAAACAUUACAUCUAUGAGAAUUUGUACUGUUUAUUUAUAUUUAAUAUCUAUAAAUGUUGCUCAUCUCCGAUCUCAAAGAUAUUAUCUGUACUCUAACUAAAGACCAAUUUCAGUCAGGUUAAAUGUCUUGCUAUGUUAUAUUAUGUAUAAUUUUGUACUAACAAAUGUUUUUGUGUGUCUGUGACUAGUCACUUGUCUUGCUCUCCUGGGGAAACUAUCUGUAUGCUGGGCUAAAACAUGCUAGGAGCCUAAGUUUGCAGGUAUCACACCUAAAAACAAAGUGCAUUUGUGCGUCACAAUUUGAAGAUUUAGAAUUAAAAGGCAGAAUAAUCCUACCAAAAAAAGUCUUGACGUUUCGGUGCAAUCUCUAUGUGAAAUACAAUGUUGGUCCAACAGAGGAUGCUGUUUGACUACAAAGUGUUAGCUUGAACUGCAAGCAUUCUUGCUGUACCCAUUCUAGAUGUCACUGUAACUGCCAUAUCUCUGCUCGGUCUCACAACACAUUAUUCUGUAUUUGUACAUAAUGUAUGCAGAGUGGAUUCCAAAAGACUCCACAGUGAAGAUCUGUUGUUUUCUUUUCAUUUAAGCUUGAAAAUAUAAGGUAUGAGAUAAAAUGCAGAAGAAAGAAGGUUCUGUACAAUUUCUACAAUUUUCAAAUGUAGUUUGUG